CAUAACUACCAUAAGUUAACUGUCCCACAUUAUCUACUGGUCUGUAAACAGCCAUGAACUCUAUCUUCCCUCCCUCAUGGCCCUUCUUCUCUCCUUGUCUCUACGCCCUCCAAAGCCUCCUCAAAACCCAAAACUUACCUCUCUCAACCCUCCAGUUCCAACAUCUGUCAUUAAAACUCUCAAUACUAGGAGACAAUUCAUCAUUAACACCACUUCCUUAUGCAUCAGUCUUUUGUCUCCUCAAAACCCGGUUCCACAAUCUUUAGCUGAACCUUCUACACCUUCCAAGCCGGCUUUGAACAUUGCAAACACCAAAUCUUGGUUCCAGUUCUAUGGUGAUGGUUUUGCCAUCGGAGGUGCUCCAGAGUUUGAGGACAUCAUGGAGCCUGAGGAUUUUAAUGCUGGAGCAUCUCUGUACGGGGACAAAGCAAAACCCAGGACUUUUGCUGCACGAUUUGCGUCUACUGAUGGAUCUGAGGUUUUGAGUGUUGUCAUUCGUCCGACCAAUCAACUCAAAAUCACCUUCCUAGAGGCCCAAGAUAUUACCGAUUUAGGUUCCAUAAAGGAGGCAGCUAGAAUCUUUGUCCCAGGUGGCGCAACUCUUUAUAAUGCCCGAACCAUAAAGAUAAAGGAAGAUGAAGGUUUCAAGACUUACUAUUUCUAUGAAUUUGGAAGAGAUGAGCUGCACAUUGCACUGGUGGCCACUGUCAACGUUGGAAAGGCUAUUAUUGCUGGAGCAACUGCGCCACAGUCCAAGUGGGAUGACGAUGGAGUGAAGCUGCGCUCUGCUGCAGUCUCAUUGACAGUUCUGUAGUUCUUUGCACAACAAAUUAUUUUGGCAGGCCUUUGAUACGCCACUUACUUUCUUUUCACUGCCCUUCAAAAAACUUUCAUUCGACAUGGCUCUCGACUGAUUGUGGCACAAAUUGCACAUUGGGUUGAUGAGACAUUUCGGAAACAUCUACUGAAGAGAUUCAAAAUGGAAAAUUCCAACGGCUAAUCACUAGCAGCUUACCUUCUUGCACCAGCUUGGAAACAGCAGAAAGCUCAGAGUUGAAUUCAAGUCUUUGAGGACCCUUUUUUUAUAAUUUGCUGUGUAAUUGACUGAUUGUGAAAUUUUGAGUUAAACAUAAAUCAUUCAGAUUGCUCUACAUUUGAUCAAUUUAAGCACAGUUUGCUGAUUC
Molecule: messenger RNA, 1184 nt
Organism: Theobroma umbraticum
Lineage: Eukaryota; Viridiplantae; Streptophyta; Magnoliopsida; Malvales; Malvaceae
Product: tagatose-6-phosphate ketose/aldose isomerase, putative (Mog1/PsbP/DUF1795-like photosystem II reaction center PsbP family protein)
Cellular component (GO): chloroplast
Source: RefSeq, a predicted model, not a curated record